AAAAGCCCAAUAGUCGGUAGAAACUAGACUACCCAUGCCAGCAGACGUGUGCAACGAACGCACCGUAGCACCCCUUGGAGCGCCAGUAGACUCAACCACCUCCCACAACAAAUCCCAAUCCUGCCAUGACGACAGCCUACUCAACCUCCGCUCUACCUCCACAUGGCUACUCCACGCUCUCCACACGCCACAACGUCGCACCUACAUACGCACAUCCCACGCUUUCCAACGCCCGUCCAACGUCCCUCCGCCUUCCCCAAGUCCAACAGAAACCCUUCUUACCUCACCCGCCUGAGCCCCGUCAAACACGCACAGCCAGGUAUUGUAUUUCCCCAAGCGUAUGUAUUGAAAGAAAUACAAACGCCAAGACGGUGCUCGCAGUGGUGGGUGUGGGCGAGUGCGACUGGCGCGCCACGAAACGAGCUGAAACCCCCCCUGCCUCUGCGACGAAACGAGUGCACACAGGGCGGGGUAGGGCGUCGCAAGCGCAGUCCGUACAGGACUGGCGCGGUGAGGGGUGUUUUGUUGUUGGUGAUGGUGUUGUUGUUCGGCGCAGUGGUGAACUUGCUUGCCACGCAGACAUGCAGGAGGGCAGUGUUGAACACGAAGAAGUUGCGAUUCUCUAACCAAUUCACUGCCCCCGCCUAGCUUCAACCGAAGACUGGACGAGGCGUGUAAAGUAUGCCUGCUCCGCAAGAGCCAAAGUGCGCCGAAAACAUCGCUCCCGACGCUCAACUAAAACUCCGCAGUGUAUCGGCUCUUCAUACAGAAAAGUGAAAGACGACAAGAGUGAAAGUAGGAAACAAGAAAACACCAACACGCGAUUGACGUGAAUCAUCCCAGCCGUGUGCCUUGCCACCUUGAGAA
Molecule: messenger RNA, 867 nt
Organism: Paraphaeosphaeria sporulosa
Lineage: Eukaryota; Fungi; Ascomycota; Dothideomycetes; Pleosporales; Didymosphaeriaceae
Exons: 2
Coding region: 126-626 (166 amino acids)
Source: RefSeq, a predicted model, not a curated record